AACCGAGAUCAUAUCCUAUACCUAUGUGAGAAGUAUAGGACCGUUAUUAUCGUAGGUGAGACGGGUUGCGGAAAAAGUACUCAGGUCCCGCAAUACCUCUUAGAGGCAGGAUGGGCCAAUGAUGGCCGAAUGAUCGGAAUCACCCAACCUCGAAGAGUGGCUGUUGUUACGUUAGCUGCACGUGUUGCUGAGGAGAAAGAGACUAUUCUCGGACAAGACGUGGGCUACACAGUCCGUUUUGACGAUGUCACUGAUGACCAAACAAAGAUUAAGUAUAUGACUGAUGGAAUCCUUUUGAGAGAGUUACUGACAGAUCCUUUGCUUUCAAAAUAUAGUGUAAUAAUGAUCGAUGAAGCCCAUGAACGGACUUGCAAUUCUGAUAUUCUGCUUGGUCUUCUUCGGAAAGUGCUCAUUGUCCGGCCUGAUUUACGCAUUGUAGUGUCAUCAGCGACGCUGGAUGCUGAGCUUUUUCGAGACUUCUUUGAGCUGAAUGAAAGCGAUGACCAUAACCUCGACACCUCGUGUAUA
This is a messenger RNA of Ostertagia ostertagi, 528 nucleotides long. NCBI's taxonomy places the organism in Eukaryota, Metazoa, Nematoda, Chromadorea, Rhabditida, Trichostrongylidae. The record is from the annotation of a GenBank genome assembly.